UAGAGACAGCAGUUAGCACAUGGGGUCCCUGAUCUUGAUUGAGGCAUCUUGGAACUACUGCAAUACAAAUGAUAAAUAAUGUUAACAACAACAUUCUGAAAUCCUCCCUGCAAUUUUACUCAGGCAAACUCCCAAUAAAAUCUGUGGGAGUUUGCCUAAGGUUUGAGUAUGAAAAGAACACAGGCUCUGCCCUCCAAACAGUAAGAGUCAUGCAUGGAAAUUACAAUCUCAAAUGAGAAUAAAGGAAAUUUACAACUGCCAGUGAACUUCCUUAUGAAAGGGACAUUACAAAAAUAGAGUGUUGUUAAAAAAAUCAAUUUGAUCAAACCUAUAAUUGAUAGAACUGUUUUCACGAUGGCUUCACAUGUAAGUGACAACAUUUUUGUUUGGAUGUAAAAAUCCCCCCAGCAAUUUGCAUCCUAAACAUUGCACACAUGGAUGAGAACCAGAAACUGACCUGAAAGCUAAAAAUGGCUACAAACAAAGAAUGGAAAAGACUAAUUUACUUUUCACUGACUAAUCUGAAUAAAAUGUUAAAAUAAAAUAAAGGUAAACAAAGGACAAAGCACCAAUCGGAAAAGGUAAGUGAGAUUUGAAAGAUUCUUUGUUUGUAAUAAUCUGAACACAGCAGAUGGGGGGCAGGAGUGGGGGCUGGCUCAAGCAAUUAGGUGCAAGGGAUAUGAACUGCCAAACUUAGAGGUGACGGGGGUCUCAACCCUGGCACAAAUUAAGCACUGGAACGCGAACACAAGGAAGGACGCUUCUUUAAAUAUCAACAGAGGAAGAAGUGAGGUUCUUUCCCAGGAAAGCUUAUGCUCCCAAUACUUCUGUUAGUCUUAAAGGUGCCACAGGACCCUCUGUUGCUUUUUACAGAUUCAGACUAACACAGCAACCCCUCUGAUACUUUUCUAAAUAUGACAUUUUCAAUCUGUCCCUUUAGGGUGCUGAAUAUAAACUCAAAAUUCGCAACUGUAUUAAUGGGCACUCCCCACGCCCAUCAGUUGCAUGUCUUUUCUCGCACCUCUUGACCAGCACUGUAUCUUCUCCAGCCGUGCUAAUCUGAACGGGGAGACUGGAAAAGGAAGCGGAGUGUGGCGUUCGCUCACUGCCCUACUGAAAAGCGAACAACAAAAAUCCUCCCUCCCCAUUUUCUAAAGGGGGGAGACCCCACCCGGGGCUGGGAUCCCAACAGGCUCUCAUUCCCGGGCUGGUACAGCUUCCACCUCCAUCCAGCGGCUCUAUCCCUUUAAAUUGCCGCCGGUGCCGCAGCCGGUGCCGGAAGGACCCUGGAACUGCAGCUGAUGGUGGCUAUUUAUACCCGGGCUGGAGCAGGGGGAGUCGGACUGUGUCUCAGUGCGAGCGUGGGCAGAGAAAGGCCGCGGCGCGCAGGGGGCGGGCGCCGGGAUUCCAUGUCUCCUUGAGGCGCCGGCUUGGUUGUGCAGGGGCUGGGGGUGACCUGCAAAGGGGCGUUUCCUUCCUGCCAUGGAUGUAGCAGGGGCCUGAAGGUGCUUGCCCAACCCCGGGCGGCGGCCGCGCUAGCCCCGAGGAUCGUGCCCGUAGAGAGGCGGCCAUGGCCACGGCGGUGUCCUCCACCCCGGGAGGCAGCGGGCGAGCUCUCGGUCGCUCGGCCGCAUUCUCCCCGCUCAGCCCGACCCGGCUCAGCCGGCUGCAGGAGAAGGAGGAGCUGCAGCAGCUCAAUGACCGCCUGGCCGCCUACAUCGACCGGGUGCGGGCCCUGGAGGCCGAUAAAUCCACGCUGCAGCUGCGGCUGGCGGAGCAGGAGGAAGGGAGCAGCCGGGAGCUGGGCAACCUGCGGCUCCGCUACGAGACCGAGCUGGCGGAUGCCCGCAAGGCGCUGGACUGCAUCGCCAUCGAGCGGGCCACGCUGCAGGUGGAGCUGGGCAAGCUCAGCGAGGAGCACCGGCAGCUGCACGCCAGGAAUUCUAAAAAAGAAGCUGACUUAAACCUGGCACAGGCUCGUAUAAGAGAUCUUGAUGCUCAGCUGAACUCCAAGGAGGCUGACUUAGCAACAGCUUUGAGUGGAAAAAGAAGUUUGGAGGGCGACCUUCAAGAGUUAAAGGAUCAAAUAGUCACUCUUAAGUUGGCAUUGGAAGAUACCAAAAAGCAUCUCCAUGGAGAAAUGUUGAAGAGAGUGGACCUGGAAAACCAAAUGAAAACUGUGCAGGAACAAAUGACAUUCCAGAAACGCCUUCAUGAAGAUGAGCUCAAGGAAACAAAAAGAUUCCAUGAGAGCAGGAUAGCGGAAAUAGAAUCUGGCCGUCAGAGGGAAUUUGAGAGCAAACUUUCAGAUGCUCUUCAAGGACUCAGAAAGGAGCAUGAAGAACAAAUUCAAGAAUACAAAGAUGACUUGGAGCGCACAUUCAGUGCCAAAAUGGAGAAUGCCCAACUUUCUGCCGCAAAAAAUAGCGACUUUGCCAAUGCUGCUCGGGAGGAGCUGAUGGAAACAAAGAUGAGAGUUGACACUUUGACAUCCCAGCUUAAUCAUUAUCAAAGCCAGAACUGUGCAUUGGAGAACAGAAUAAGAGAGUUACAGGAGACCCUGGAUUAUGACCGUGAGAUGCAUCGAAGACGUAUGGCUGAAAAAGAUAAAGAAAUGGCACAAACGCGGCGGCAGAUGCAAGCACAGUUGGAAGAAUAUGAACAUCUACUAGAUGUGAAACUGGCUCUAGAUCUGGAAAUAAAUGCCUACAGAAAGAUGCUGGAAGGAGAAGAACAGAGGCUAAAACUGUCAUCUAGUCCAUCUUCCCAAAGUGUUGCAACCCAGGCAACAACCAGCCAUGGGCAUCGCUUCCUGCAUGGAAAAAAAAGAAAACUGAAAGAAUCCAAAAAGGGAGAGCACAGUGUCAGCUUUAAAAUUGUUCAGCAUGCAUCAUGUUCAGGAAAUGUGUCUAUAGAAGAAAUUGACACAGAAGGGAAUUUUGUCAAGCUUAAAAACAACUCGGACGAGGAUCAAUCACUAAAUGGAUGGGUACUAAGACGACGACUUGGAAGUUUGUCUGAAAUAAUAUACAAAUUCCCUGCUCGGUUUGUCCUUCAAGCAGGCCAAGUAGUUACGAUCUGGGGUGCUGAUGCUGGUGUAAACCAGAGUCCUAGUGAUCUGGUCUGGAAAUCCCAGCAGUCUUGGGGAACUGGGGAUAACAUUGGUGUUACACUCAUCAAUGCUGAUGGAGAGGAGACUGCAGAACGGAAGGUCAUACAUGUAUCCAGAGGAGAAGAAGGUGGUGAACUGGAAGAUGAGUUUGAUGAAGAAGAAAUAACAGGGAGCGAAAUGGAGUUUCAUCGUCGGACCAAAAGAAGAAAAAAGAAAUGUUGUUUGGUGUCAUGAUUGUGUUUCCUGUGAGCAUCACAAAAUAGUGUCUCCAGCAAAAUGAAGAUCCUAGCUGUUCUGUCAUGUAACUAAACCAGGGUAGUGACUACCUAAAACCACUUCUUAAACCAAAGUGACCCUUCAGACUGCAUGAAUUUUCAGCAACUUCUGGAACAUAUGAAUCUUGGAUUUUUUUCCCCUAUCAGACCUGUUUAGAGAGCAUCCUCCAGAAUGUGAAACUUCCUAUUUGUUGAUAUUGGGCCCUGCCUUCAAUGAAACUAGAUCCAAGUGCACAUUUCCUUUUCCAAGUCUUUCCAUGACAAAUAGAAGUAUUGUGAUUUAUUCACCCACAACUACUUGCCCUAAAGUUUACAGUAACUUCCUGCUGGGCAUGUCUCGUCCUAGCCAGGGGUGGUAAAUGAUCACAAAUUUAAUGGCUUCAGCUUUCUGAACUCCUGAUUUAUUCAAAAUAUUUUCUCAAAAGUGGACUUAGAAGAACUGUUUCAAGCCUGACCGAAAUUUAGGUGGACCAAAUACUGCCUCAACUUCUACCUUGUGCAGCUCCACUGAAUUGAAAGUCAGAGCAAAUUGUUAUCCUUGUUUCAAACACCCCAGGACUCAUUUUAUGUUUGAGGCUGAUACUAAAGUUCCCUUGAUUGGUCUAAGCCAAAUGAUGUAGUAAUCUACUGGUGUAAAGUUUUAAAAUGAGCAAGCUAUUUGUAAAACAUGUAUUUUUAACUUGUAGUUAAAUAAACCAACCAUUAUACUGUUUCUAUAGCCUAGUACCGGUUAGACAUUUUGAGUUUAUUUAUUAAACUAUGUACAGUAAAGUGUUAAACUUUGAGGUGAGUAGCUUUGCACUAUAAAUGUGAACUAAAGUCUGAUGCCAACAUAGCAAUACUGUGGUUAAAUACAGCAGUACCCAAGUUAACUGCUUACUUGGCAAAACAUUAAUGGGGACCGAACUAAUUUAAUUAGUUUGGUAUAGCUAAUGAUCACACACUCCAAUGAUUGCUAAGUCUUGAUACCUUUUAAUGAAAGUUCCUGUGUUUAUUAAACAUCUGAAAUAAGGAUGUGUACUUCUGUAUUCAUAGUUGAGGUGAGGACAACUUCUAUUUUGUUAAAUAGCUAGAUAUAUUCUCUAUUACAGCACUGAGUUCAAGUGGAUUAAUAUAUAGCAUUGUAACAAGGUACAGCUAAAAUGUCUAGCACAUAGAGGGGUUGGUCAUGAGUAGCCACUCCAGUUAGCCAUUGUAAUGGGGUUUUUUGUUUACCUAGUGGCUAUACUGAAAAGAGGGGAAAUAACCCAGCAAGAGUCCCUAGUUAAGCAACACAAGUCUGUUUCCGUGCUAAAAAGUUAACUGAUAAUACAGCCCCAUCUGAGCACUGGAGCAGCUUUCAGAAUUCUUUGUUGCCUUGCCAAAAGUCUCUACUGUAUAGUUUGUCUGAAUUUUAAGAUCUGGCCCAUGUUAGGACCGUGCUUUUUAGAGUGCUUUAGAGUUCCCUUCAGUUAGACGGAUUAAAAAAAUAGCAUUUUAAGACACUGGACACCUAAAGGGUGAGUGAAUUUGGCCUUUCUUAUUUUAGCAGACCCAAAUUCUUCAUUGUGUUGCACCUUGUCACUUUAGAAGAAUUUAAAAUAAGCUCUGUUUAUGAUCUUGCUGUGUUUAUAAUCUUGGGCUGUUCAAUUGAUUUUUACUAUUAAAGAUAUUUUCUAUGUA
This is a messenger RNA of Malaclemys terrapin pileata, 5049 nucleotides long. Its product is annotated as lamin-L(III)-like. The transcript is spliced from 12 exons. Bases 1571 to 3346 code for a protein of 591 amino acids. The record is from RefSeq and is a predicted model, not a curated record. Lineage: Eukaryota; Metazoa; Chordata; Testudines; Emydidae.